UGUGCCUGAGUGAGUGAGUGUGUGUGGUUUUAUGGGACGUGUUCUGCCGGAGCCUUUGGUGUGGUGCUGUGUUUCACAAGACUUGUCAUUAGCUUCAAAGUGAGCACUAUGGUCUGAUUACAAGGGAGGACCUGCACCCAUUAAAGAGCCGAGAGAGAGAAAAUAAUAAGGUUCCCCUAGGAAGAGAUAACAAAAGGAAAGAGAUGGGAAAGGGCAUCUGAGGCUUCGGAUCUCUCUCCUGAGCGGAGCAACAUCAAAACAUCUCCCUGUUUUCCUUCUGAAGAGCCUGAAGGGAGGAGCCACGGCAGCCAUGUCGGAUGCCAGUCACAUGUUGGAGGCGGCUCUGGAGCAAAUGGAUGACAUCAUAGCAGGCACAAAGGCAGCCACAGAGUUUGCGAAUGGAGUGUUUGAAAUCGGAUCCCCAGUUCCGGAGGAGUACUUUGGGACCAUAUCAAUUCUGCAUCUCGUAGAGGAGCUGAAGGUUUCCUUGGAAAUGGUGCAGAACUCCCAGGAAAGAGACGCACUCCGAAAUCAAGUACCAAAUGCCACGGCCUUCUAUGUCAUGGAAUGGCUGCAGAGCAACUUGGUAAACUACACAGCAGUAAAUAAUGAAACAUACCAAGAAAGGUUGGCACGACUGGAAGGUGACAAGGAAUCUCUAAUAUUACAGGUGAGUGUUCUCACUGACCAGGUGGAAGUCCAGGGGGAUAAGAUCCGGGAUCUGGAGUCGUGCGUGGAGGAGCACCACCUGAAGCUUAAUGCCACCGAGGAAAUGCUUCAGCAGGAGCUUCUGAGUCGCACCUCACUAGAAACUCAGAAGCUGGAUCUCAUGGCCGAGCUGUCCAACCUCAAGAUCAAGCUGGCCGGCCUGGAGAAGGAGAAGAUUAACUACGAGGAUUCGCACAGUAAAGCAGAGUCGGUAGUGAAUCUGAUAAAUGAACUGCAGGAGCAGAUGUGCAAGCUACAGCUGGAGAUCAAUAAUAAGAUCCACGAAAGGCAGGCUAAGGGUAGCCAGUCUGACUUAAUUAUUAAGUCUCCUUAUGCCAGCACUCUUUGCCUUACUGAAAGCCCACAGCAGCAGCACUGCCCGGGAUGUGAAGGGAAGGAAGAGCUGCUACAGGAGCUAAAAAACCUUAAAAUGAAAGUAGAAGAACUGGAAAAUGAGAGAACCCAGUACGAGUGGAAAUUAAAGGCAACAAAAGCAGAGAUUGCCCAACUACAGGAGCAAUUGGCAUUAAAGGAUGCUGAAAUCGAACGGUUAAAGAGCCAAAUUUCCUCCAGGACCAUUGCACAGAAUGAAUCCUCAGAAAGAGAAGAAGUAUUUAGGCGAAGGAUAAAAGAGAAACAUCAAGAAGUUCAGAGGUUAAAACUGGGCAUGGAGACAUUAUUGGCUGCCAAUGAAGAAAAGGACCAUCGAAUUGAGGAACUCACACUGCUGCUCAGCCAAUACCGACGAGUGAAGAGUUUUGUGAUGGCAGCUCAUGCCUCCUCUGAGCGAAUGCUGUCUCUAAGCAGCGAGGAAGAAGUUGAGGCCACUUUAAGGAAACUAAAUCCAGUCGAUAACCAGACUAACGAGUUACCUAAACCAGAGCCGUGCCAAGGAGACCCACCCCCAAUUACAUCCACUUUGCCUGCACCAAAUAAUCUGCAAACCAGUACGAGUCCGGCUGAGCCCUGCCCGGCUUCCUGGGAGGAAACCCCUGAAUAUAAAAACAGAAUUAUACCCAGAAAGCUUUGUUCCAGUCUGGAAGAUUUACAGUGUGCGGAAAAGCAUGUUGAUGUGGAAGUCACUGAUCCUGUUCUAACACCCGAGAGUAAAGCUCACAUAGAAGAUCACCGGUACCAGACCCUGCCAGGAAAGCUUCCUCGGCCCAAUCAGAACGGAGCUCAUGACCCCCACAGGAAUCCACCCUCCCAAAAUCUCCUUCAUGUCUCCAGUGCAACCAAUGGGAUUCACGACUCCUAUAUCACCAGAAGUAUCAGUGCCCCGGUCAUAGGCGAAAAGGAGCACAAUCUGGAUAUCACAUUUACUUCAAAUGAUCUUUCCCUCUCGUCUGGGACUGAUUCAGGGCCACAAUCCCCUCUGUCUCCCGAAUCAAAGAAAAGCCCUAAAGGCAUCAAAAAGUUUUGGGGAAGAAUUAGGAGAACUCCUUCUGGAAAUUUCAGCAUGGAUGGAGCUGCGCUGUCUGAAUUUAAGAGAGGAGGCUUGAGGGCAACUGCUGGACCAAGGCUUUCCCGAACAAAGGAUAACCGUAUUAAAAACAGUGACUGCAAUGCUCCUUUUGCUCAGUGGAGCAAUGAACAAGUUUGCAACUGGUUAGAAGACCUGGGCCUGGGGCAAUACAUCAUCUUUGCCCGGCAGUGGAUCAGCUCCGGCCACACCUUGUUAAUGGCCACGCCACAAGCUUUGGAAAAGGAAUUAGGAAUAAAGCACCCGUUACAUCGAAAGAAACUUCAGAUGGCGAUAAAUGCUAUAAACAGCAAAAAGGAGGAGAAAUCGGGGCAGCUGGACCAUAUAUGGGUGACACGGUGGCUCGACGACAUUGGGUUACCCCAGUACAAAGAUCAGUUCCACGACUCAAGGGUUGAUGGGAAAAUGCUGCAAUUCUUAACUGUGAACGACCUCCUGUUUCUUAAAGUCACCAGCCAGCUGCACCACCUCAGUAUUAAAUGUGCCAUCCACGUCUUGCACGCCAACAAGUUCAAUGCGCACUGCUUGCGCCGCCGACCGGCAGAUGAGAACAACAUCUCUCCAUCGGAAGUGGUUCAGUGGUCCAAUCACAGGGUCAUGGAGUGGCUGAGAUCUGUGGAUUUGGCAGAGUAUGCGCCCAACCUCCGCGGCAGUGGUGUCCAUGGCGGCCUUAUUAUACUGGAACCUCGUUUCAACUCCGACACCUUGGCCAUGCUUUUAAACAUUCCAACCCAAAAGACCUUAUUAAGAAGACACUUGGCAACCAACUUCAAUUUGUUAAUUGGCCCAGAAGCCCAACAAGAAAAGAGAGAGAUUAUGGAUUCCACAAGCUUCUCGCCUCUGUCUACCACUGCCAAAGUCCGGCCCAAGAAAAUCAGCUUAUCCAACUUCGGGCAGCUGCGGAAAAAGAAAUUCGACGAGACAACAGACUACGUGUGCCCGGUGGACGCUACAAACGGUACCCAAAGGGGCUGCGCUGAUUUUAAAGUGACGAGCGCGAGCUCCACCAAAGAGAACGACAAAGUGGAGCAGAUGGAGCACUCGGAGGGUACAGUAAAGCAAAUAGGGGCUUUCUCUGACGGCAUUAAUAACCUCACCAACAUGCUCAGCCAAGAUGAGCUGUUAAACAAUUACAGGUUCUUCUCAGCAUAUGACACUUGGAGAUAGAACAUUGGAGGACUCGGUAUUGUGCCAGUAUUUCCAUAGGUGCUAUAAUCAAUGGUGGAAACUAAAGGAAACUCACCGGAAUAAUUAAAAUAAGACCACUUGUCUGUGGAGGCUGAACUGCAGGCACAAAUGGGGGCUCAAGAUAAUAGCACAGGGAUCCCCCACACUACUCUUUUGCACAAGGGUCAAUAUUUUGUAUUCACACAACUGUUACUUAUUGUCAAAAAUGUCCUCAAUGAACCCAGAAGGGAUGAAUCUAUAGUGUUGGGACAAUGGCAUUUAUUUGCCAGCAGCAUUGAUUCUACAGCAUAUGGCACGUUAUGGGUUAAACUCUGCCCUUGGAGAAAUGAAGCGUCUCUUCCAUUGGUCACUAUUACAGUUUUAUCAUUUUUAUGCCCGUGUUUUUAUAUUAGCGCAGUCUGUAUAUAUUGGAACUGUGUAAAUGGCUUCAGCCUAUUCCCUGCACUGUAACUGUAUAGUGAGCUCUUGGCUUUCAUCCAUUGUUGUUACCUGUUAUAUCAACGCGUGCAAUAAAGUUGUAUAUAUUUUUUU
Molecule: messenger RNA, 3910 nt
Organism: Xenopus tropicalis (tropical clawed frog)
Lineage: Eukaryota; Metazoa; Chordata; Amphibia; Anura; Pipidae
Gene: ppfibp2
Product: PTPRF interacting protein, binding protein 2 (liprin beta 2)
Exons: 31
Coding region: 311-3358 (1015 amino acids)
Cellular component (GO): cytosol
Source: RefSeq, a predicted model, not a curated record